AUGGUCUUCCUCUACACCAUGGUCUUCCUCUACACCAUGCUCUUCCUCUUCACCAUGCUUUUCUUCUACACCAUGCUCUUCCUCUUCACCAUGGUCUUCCUCUAUACCAUGCUCUUCCUCUACACCAUGCUCUUCUUCUUCACCAUGCUCUUCCUCUUCACCAUGCUCUUCCUCUUCACCAUGCUCUUCCUCUUCACCAUGAUCUCCCUCUUCACCAUGAUCUCCCUCUUCACCAUGGUCUUUCUCUAUACCAUGCUCUUCCUCUACACCAUGCUCUUCUCCUUCACCAUGGCCUUCCUCUUCACCAUGCUCUUCCUCUACACCAUGCUCUUCCUCUACACCAUGCUCUUCCUCUUCACCAUGAUCUCCCUCUUCACCAUGAUCUUCCUUUACACCAUGCUCUUCCUUUUCACCAUGCUCUUCCUCUACACCAUGCUCUUCCUCUAUACCAUGGUCUUCCUCUACACCAUGGGCUUCCUCUUCACCAUGGUCUUCCUCUACACCAUGCUCUUCCUCUUCACAAUGGUCUUCCUCUUUACCAUGAUCUCCCUCUUCACCAUGCUCUUCCUCUACACCAUGGUCUUCCUCUUCACCAUGCUCUUCCUCUAUACCAAUGGUCUUCCUCUACACCAUGGGCUUCCUCUUCACAAUGCUCUUCCUCUACACCAUGGUCUUCCUCUUCACCAUGGUCCUCCUCUACACCAUGCUCUUCCUCUUCACAAUGCUCUUCCUCUACAUCAUGGUCUUCCUCUUUACCAUGCUCUUCCUCUUCACCAUGGUCUUCCUCUACACCAUGGGCUUCCUCUACACCAUGGUCUUUCUCUUCACCAUGCACUUCCUCUACACCAUGCUCUUCCUCUACACCAUGGUCUUCCUCUUCACCAUGCUCUUCCUCUACACCAUGGGCUUCCUCUUCACCAUGGGCUUCCUCUACCCAUGGUCUUCCUCUUCACCAUGCUCUUCCCCUACACCAUGCUCUUCCUCUACACCAUGGGCUUCCUCUUCACCAUGCUCCUCCUCUUCACCAUGCUCUUCCUCUACACCAUGCUCUUCCUCUGCACCAUGCUCUUCCUCUGCACCAUGGCCUUUCCCUACACCAUGCUCUUCCUCUUCACCAUGCUCUUCCUCUACACCAUGGUCUUCCUCGUCACCAUGGUCUUCCUCGUCACCAUGCUCUUCCUCUUCACCAUGCUCUUCCUCGUCACCAUGGUCUUCCUCUUCACCAUGGUCUUCCUCGUCACCAUGGUAUUCCUCUACACCAUGGUCUUUCUCGUCACCAUGGUAUUCCUCUACACCAUGGUCUUCCUCGUCACCAUGGUAUUCCUCUACACCAUGGUCUUCCUCGUCACCAUGGUAUUCCUCUACACCAUGGUCUUUCUCGUCACCAUGGUAUUCCUCUACACCAUGCUCUUCCUCGUCACCAUGGUCUUCCUCUUCACCAUGGUCUUCCUCGUCACCAUGGUAUUCCUCUACACCAUGGUCUUCCUCGUCACCAUGGUAUUCCUCUACACCAUGGUCUUUCUCGUCACCAUGGUAUUCCUCUACACCAUGGUCUUCCUCGUCACCAUGGUCUUCCUCGUCACCAUGCUCUUCCUCGUCACCAUGGUCUUCCUCGUCACCAUGGUCUUCCUCUUCACCAUGGUCUUCCUCGUCACCAUGGUAUUCCUCUACACCAUGGUCUUCCUCGUCACCAUGGUAUUCCUCUACACCAUGGUCUUCCUCGUCACCAUGUUCCGUUCGCCACUGGAUGAGGUGGACAGCACAUACUCUGAUCUCAUGCUGCACAACCGAGUCCGGUGGCUGUCCAGAGGAGAGAUGCUGAAACGUUUUGCUGCAUGUCUGGGAGAGGUGAAGACUUUCAUGAGUAGCAAAGGGCUCAUCUUUCCUGAGCUGGAACAGCCAGAGUGGCUGGAAAAGCUGCACUUCAUGGUGGACAUGACAGCGAACCUGAACACGCUGAACACAACGCUUCAGGGGAGAGGAGGCACAGCGCUACACAUGCUGGAGGAGGUGUUAGCGUUUGAGCGCAAACUGACAGUUUUAGCCAGAGAUUUACAGAGAGGCACACUGUCUCACUUCCCCUCUUUAAGGGAGUUCAAACAAGGUCACAAGCUGAUCAAUUCAGAGUAUUUGCAGUCUGCAAUCACCACAAUGCAAGCAUCGUUUGGGAAACGAUUCCGUGAGUUCCGAGAGGAAAAAAACACAAUGUCCUUCCCCGUCACUCCCUUGAACAUCGAUCCAUCCCUGCUAAAUGUGACUGCAUUUGCAGGUGUAAGUCAACCUGAUCUGGAGCUGAAGCUGGCUGACAUAGCUGACAAAGACAUGUGGGUGUCCAAAUUCAAACGCUUGACAGAGGACCUUGAAGAUGUUGCCCGUCAGAAGGCCACUCUUGCUCAGAAUCACAAAUGGAGUGAUAUUGAGAACCUUCCAAGACCGGACAAACUCGUGUUUGAAACAUGGAAUGCCAUCCCCGACACCUACAGUACAUGA
Molecule: messenger RNA, 2490 nt
Organism: Knipowitschia caucasica
Lineage: Eukaryota; Metazoa; Chordata; Actinopteri; Gobiiformes; Gobiidae
Source: the annotation of a GenBank genome assembly